Colletotrichum orchidophilum is the source of this 1395-nucleotide messenger RNA. RefSeq lists its product as uncharacterized. The transcript is spliced from 2 exons. The record is from RefSeq and is a predicted model, not a curated record. Gene Ontology annotation, molecular function: DNA-binding transcription activator activity, RNA polymerase II-specific; zinc ion binding. Gene Ontology annotation, biological process: regulation of transcription by RNA polymerase II. The coding region runs from base 1 to 1395 and encodes 464 amino acids. NCBI's taxonomy places the organism in Eukaryota, Fungi, Ascomycota, Sordariomycetes, Glomerellales, Glomerellaceae.
AUGCCACGCUUAGGGUACAAAAAGUCUCGCGGUGGCUGUGCAAGGUGUAAACAGCGUCGUGUAAAAUGCGACGAGAGCAAGCCUUGCAGCGCCUGUAUCAGGCACAACACCCAAUGCAGCCUUCUUAAGGGUUCGGCGGACGGCUCCGGCUCCGGCUCCGGUGACACCUUGAGCUGGGAGGCGUCAUCCAGUUCUAAACCAGAAGUCUCGAGAGUGCCGAGUUUCCAACGGAGGAGCUCAUCGCGAACGGGAUCGAGCGGCAGCCGUAAGACUCAGACGCCAUCAACCAGCCCGAUAGACCCCUCUUUAACACCGUCGAGUCUGCUCGAGGCCAACCUCAAACUGCCGGCGGACUUCGCCAGUGACCGGGGCUCGUCGAUCGGAAAUAGGAGGUCUUCUGUCGCCGCCUCGAGCCCCGACCCGUUUCCCUACUUUGUCAAGUUUUCAACCGAGGCCGUGGAACCCGUUCAUUUGAGCAAGUGGAUCACCGAUCUGGAGCUGAUGCACCACUACUCCACGGCCACCAGUCUCACGAUGCCGAGGUCAUCGGACGUGGGCAGCAUUUGGCAGUUUGUGGUACCGAAACUCGGCCUGACGUACACGUUCCUGAUGCACGGCAUACUCGCCAUCGGUGCUUUACAUCUGGGUAACCUCCACCCGGAGCAGCGCGACUCUUACGCCUUGCAUGCUUCACAACACCAGAGUGAUGCUAUAGCGGGCAUGCGGGAGUCACUAAUAAAUAUCACACCGGACAACUGCCACGCUCUCUUCGCGGCGUCGUCAUUACUGUUGCUCAACGCAUAUUCCACGUUCCCUUAUCAACGAGGUGCGCCUCACUCACAAGAGGCGCCAUCAGUCGACGAUAUUCUCGACGUAUUCUUACUUGUGAGGGGAAUGAGCCACAUCUUGUCGUCAUUUCAACCAGCCAUCCAGGCGGGACCAUUAAGGAAUUUCUUUACAGAGGUGGUUGCGCCCGCUUCCACACCAGUGCUGGAAGCGGUUACUCAACAUCUCGAGAAUCUCCAAACAACUUUAAAGACGUCUAGUGCCGACGAAUCAACCAAAACUAUCGUCAACAAGGAAAUUAAUGUGUUCCUGGGGUGGAUCAUGCAUGCCGUUGAGACCACGGCGUUUCCAGAGCUGCGGGUGGCCCUUACUUGGCCCAUUAAUCUCACCGAAGAGUAUCUGCAGCUGCUGCGGAACCGGGAUCCUGCGGCUCUGACUCUGUUGGCUUACUACUCAGUUGUCAUCCGCUCGACAGAAUCUACAACGUGGUUCAUGCAGGGAUGGGGCAUCAACUCGGCGCGGGCGAUAGCAUCAGACUUGGAUCCAGAGUGGAAAGAAAUGGUCAAAUGGCCCUUAGCCUUCAUGAGCGACAGAAGUAUCCAACUUUAG